Rhodotorula toruloides NP11 is the source of this 1479-nucleotide messenger RNA. RefSeq lists its product as uncharacterized. The transcript is spliced from 2 exons. NCBI's taxonomy places the organism in Eukaryota, Fungi, Basidiomycota, Microbotryomycetes, Sporidiobolales, Sporidiobolaceae. The record is from RefSeq and is a predicted model, not a curated record. Bases 1 to 1479 code for a protein of 492 amino acids.
AUGUCUGUCGCCGCUUCUCGCGCUCCUCCCCCAAACCCGACUCCUUCGCCUUCCCGCCAAAACAUGGACCUGCCUCACGAAAUCAAGAUGCAGGUUGUCGAGUACUGUGCAAUCGUGGACGAUGAAGAGCAACAGCGCAGGGCGCUUCUCGACGACUUCAUGUACGAGGCUACCUUCGCGACUCCCGCGACGAGCGACAUUCUCCACCACUGGCAGGACUUUGCGACGUGGUCUUCGCCAUUGUCGUCAGCUCUUGCGUCUGUCUACGGACUGUCACGCUCGUGGUCCGCUGCAGCUGCGCCGAGACGCUUCGAGGAAUUGCACGUUUGGCAGACGAAGAGUCCCUUCUUCCGUCAACACAUUCUCCCUCGCUUCGGUCAUCACUUCCGAAGAAUCAAUCGCCUCGACCAGCUUGCUCGGGAAGAUCCCCUGCUCCUCCCGCAACUGCCGAAUGCCGACCGAGCGGUGCUGAACGGUGGCAUCCGGCCGGCUCGGCAACAAAAAACCGACGACUCGAUCUCGGCAUUGCUGCGAGACCCCUUACGCGCCUUGGUCGCCUUUCUGGCGCAGCUCGGCACCCUGGAGCUCAGAUUCUUCGAUGACUGGGCCCUCAUCCAGGAGGCCUUGCAUGCGGCGCCGUCGCUGCGGACCCUGCGUUUGCGUCAUGAUCCUCUGCGUCCAGCGAUCGUGGAAGUUAUCGACAUGCUCGCACGUCUCCCAAACCUCCGCGAACUCGACAUUGAUGAGCUCCUCCCAGAUCCCGCCACCGACAUACUGACGGUCCGGCGUCAACAUCCUCUCCCGCCUCUUCUCAGCCUUUCGAUGGAUGCCACCUCCGACCUCGAGGGCUCCCUGCUCUUCGCCAGCCUCUUCAGCAGCAGUCUCACAAAACUUCACUUCUCGCUGCACUCACUCCACAACACCUCACCAGCUCCAGUCAACGUGUUGUUCCCUAUGGUCCGCACCCUACACCUCGUGGGUGAUAUGGACGGCUUCGACGGCUUCGUCGCGACUGUCACCGCGCAGCAAUUCCCUGUUCUUUCGGAGUUCGAGAUCGAGCGACUCAAUGAGGACGAGUCGAUGGCGAAGGUCGUCGCGUUCUGCGCCAGCUUCAAAUCAGCUGGGCGCCCUCUUGGGACGAUCCGUAUCUUCGACUCGACGCGACACUUGGAUCACCGUACCCUCGACCUCAUCCAUGAUUCGCUGGCACACCCAUACACCUCUAUCCAUACCACGCCGUACCCCCCGAGCACGCCCUUCAUCGACGGCGUUUUCAUGCAGCCGAAGGACCUAGUCAAAGCGGUCGACAACGGCGAGCACAUCAACUUCGACCGCGUCAAACGGGCCGUCAAGCGUACGGCCGACUUCCUCGCCAAUUGGGUUCGUCGGGCCGAAGCGUCGGGCAGCGAGGAGGACUUUGCGAGGUUGGCGGUCGUCUUGCAGCGGGCGGAGCUGGAGAGGGUGACCAUGACGGGGUGA